Lycium ferocissimum is the source of this 1290-nucleotide messenger RNA. RefSeq lists its product as uncharacterized. The transcript is spliced from 3 exons. The coding region runs from base 1 to 1290 and encodes 429 amino acids. The record is from RefSeq and is a predicted model, not a curated record. NCBI's taxonomy places the organism in Eukaryota, Viridiplantae, Streptophyta, Magnoliopsida, Solanales, Solanaceae.
AUGGUCUAUGCAAAGUCUGAUGCAAUGGAAAGAUUAGCAUUAUGGAAUAGCCUUUAUGUUCUGGCUGAUGGUAUGGUAGCUUCUUGGUUGAUAGGGGGUGAUUUUAAUGUGAUUUUGAAUGAGGAAGAGAAGAUUGGUGGACUACCAGUAUUGCUAAAUGAAUAUGAAGACUUUGCAUUUUGUCUUAAUUCUUGUGAGCUGAUUGAAGCAGGUUUUAAAGGAAGUCCUUUCACUUGGUGGAAUGGGAGAUCUGAUGGGCAGUGUAUCUUCAAAAGGCUUGAUAGAAUGCUAUAUAAUAAUUUGAUGCAACAAUGGUUUGGUUUCAUUGAAGUGGAUCAUCUAUCUGGGACUGGUUCUGACCAUGCUCUUUUAUUGCUAUCUUGUAAUGAACAACAACAACAAUUUAUUAUACCUUUGAAAUUUCUGAAAUUUUGGGUAGAUCAUGAAUCUUUCCAAUCAGUAGUUACUCAGAACUGGCAUGCAGAAGAUGAAAAGGAUGUAUUCUUAUCUUUUAAGAAGAAAGUGAAGAAAAUUAAAGUUGUUUUAUCAGCAUGGAGCAGGCAGGUUUUUGGGGACAUUUUCAAGCAGCUGACUAUUAGAGAGGAUAUUGUUAGAAUUAAAGAACAAUUGUUUGAAGAAGCCCCUACUGAAGUUAAUAGAAUGGUGCUACAAAGAGCUCAGCUGAGCUUAAGAAGUACUUGCACUAUGAAGAGGAGUAUUGGAGACAAAAAUCUAGUUAUGAUUGUUUUGCGGAGGGGGAUAGAAACACCAGAUUUUUUCACAAUAUUAUCAAUGAUUGAAAGUGCUAAUGAGAUAGCUGAUGAGGAAAUCGCCUUUUAUCAUAAGCAAUUCACUCAGGAUUCAAUACAGAAUUUUCAAUCUGAGGUGGCUAUAUUGGAUCAUAUUCCUAGUAUGCUAUCAGAGGAGGAAAAUGCAGAUAUUGUUGCUAUCCCAACUAUGGAAGAGGUCAAACAGGCUGUGUUUGAAUUAUCAGGGGAUAGUGCUAGUGGUCCAGAUAGACUUACAGGUAUAUUCUAUCAAUCUUUGUUGGAAACUGUUGGUGUAGAUGUAUUUCAUGUGGUGAAGAAGAAUGAGCUGGAAAGCUUUUCUGACAUGAGGCCUAUUAGCCUUAGUGACUUUAUUAACAAAGUUAUUUCUAGAGUGGUGCAUAACAAACUGGAGAAGGCCCUACCUAGAUUGAUAGCUGCCAAUCAAUCUGGUUUUGUAAAGGUCAGGAAUAUUAUUGAGAAUGUUUUGUUAACUCAAGAGAUUGUUUCUGAUAUAGGUUAA